UCCUGUUUUUUUGUGGUACCUGGGUGGAGACCUGAAGAGAUGAGGAUCACUAGGGUAUUAGUUGUACUCCUCAUGGGUCUUGUGUCCAUUCAUGGUUUGGAAGAUGUGAUUAUCACCUGCAAUGAGUGGUGGCUGUGGGUGAAAUUUAGAUGGCGGCUUCUUGGGGAUGUCCGGGAACCCCGGCCUUCUGAACUGUACUUGGGAACUCGCUGUGCUGCAACAGGAAGAGGGACAGAUUACUUAGAAUAUUUUUAUCCUCUCUCUCACUGUGGGAUCAUCUCUGAAGUACGCAUAUGGGGCAUUCUCAUCGAAAGUUCAAUUGUUUAUGAACCGGAUAAUUCAGAUGCCUGGGGUUUCUUACCAAUAUCAUGCUUCAUUCAGAGAGCAUUUACGUUAACUUAUUGGAAAAAGACAGAAGACUAUGGUGCUCAUGAACCCAAAAACUCAACAGGAAAGCAAAGCUCAACUUCACUUCCAGUGGAAAACUCAGGGACCCACCUGGGACAGACAUUAAGGAAUAUCGUAGGAUCACACCCAUUUUAUGGCUCCUGACUGAGUAUGGAAAUUCACCUGUAAAUUCCAGACUAGAGGCAGACAGGCCAACCCUAGAGUGUGGCUCCUGGGGACGUCCUGUCUGUUGGAAAACAGGCUGAUGCCUGUGGACAUCAUUUUCACCUCUUUUAAAAUGAUCAUCUUAAAUAAAGAAUUUUAUCACAGUCUUUAUUUAUGAAUGUUUUGGUGCUGGGUGAGGAGAGCUUUUUCAGAGUUUAAACUUGUAAUGAAGGAAUUUUU
Cavia porcellus (domestic guinea pig) is the source of this 792-nucleotide messenger RNA. It is a transcript of the gene Oosp4a, whose product is annotated as oocyte secreted protein family member 4A. The transcript has 5 exons. Bases 40 to 552 code for a protein of 170 amino acids. The record is from RefSeq and is a predicted model, not a curated record. Lineage: Eukaryota; Metazoa; Chordata; Mammalia; Rodentia; Caviidae.